Molecule: messenger RNA, 3289 nt
Organism: Selaginella moellendorffii
Lineage: Eukaryota; Viridiplantae; Streptophyta; Lycopodiopsida; Selaginellales; Selaginellaceae
Product: pentatricopeptide repeat-containing protein At4g02750
Exons: 5
Coding region: 56-1768 (570 amino acids)
Biological process (GO): RNA modification
Molecular function (GO): protein binding; RNA binding
Source: RefSeq, a predicted model, not a curated record
UGUACGUGUAAAGUAUUAUGGAGCUUCGAGCGAUGCCGGGGACUUUGAUUUUAUAAUGUCCGCCAAUGGUUCGUUUGUGGACAUUAUCAAGUCUUGCGGAUAUUCCCGGGAUCUUUCCCUGGGCCGGGAAAUACACGCCAAGGUCAGGCGCUCGCCGCAGCUCUGCGGGGAUGUUUUCCUCGCGAAUAUGCUCAUACAAAUGUACGGCAGGUGUGGGAGCCUCUGCGAGGCUCGCGCCGUGCUGGACGAUUUCGUACGGCCGAAUCUUUACUCCUGGAAUCUCAUGCUCACGGCAUAUGCCCGGAAUGGGCAUCUUGCCGAUGCGCGGGAGCUCUUUGAUGGAAUGCCGCAAAAAGAUGCCGUGUCGUGGAAUGUGCUGAUCGCAGCAUAUUCGCGGAAUGGUGACGUGGACGAGGCAAGUGCGUUGUUUGCGGCGAUGCCUUGUCCAAACGAGGCUACAUGUACAGCCAUGAUCGCGGCAUAUGCCAAGGCAGGGCAAAUUGUCAAGGCAAGGACGAUCUUUGAUAGUAUGCCCCGCCGAGAUCUUCCAACGUGGAACGCCAUGCUUGCCGCUUACGUGGCAUGUAACCAGGUAGAAACUGCUGAUAGAAUGUUCAAGACCAUGGCUAACCGAGACGUGGUGACGUGGACUACCAUGGUAUCGGCAUAUGCCCGUGUGGGGCAUCUGGUAGAGGCAAAGAGGGUCUUCGAUGAGAUGCCGGGCAAGGACGCCGCGGCGUGUAAUGCUUUGAUCCAGGGCUAUGUUAGAUCUGGAAUGCUGGAGCCGGCGCUGGAAAUCUUCUCGCUCAUGGCGCGGCCGGAUGAGAUCUCGUGGACUUUGAUCACGCAGGGGCUGGCGCAGGGCGGGCGAUUGGAUCAAGCGCGAGAGAUUUAUGCGAGAAUGCCGGUGUGGAAUGUGAUCACCACCACAGCGAUGAUCGUCGCGUUGUCCCAGGGCGGACGGAUUGACGAGGCGAGGGCGCUGUUCGAUCGGAUGCCGCGCAGGGAUGUGGCGGCCUGGAACGCAAUGAUCAAUGGAUAUUGCAAGAACUCGCUGGGAAGGGAAGCUAUAGCGCUGUUUAGGGUUCUUGAUAUGGAAGGCGUGGGGGCGGACAAGAACACGCUCUCCACCGUGCUGGAUGCGUGCGCGGAUCUCUCCUGGCUGCCGCUGGGGCGAUCCAUCCACGCCGCCAUGGCGGCCGUGGAAUUCGAGAUCGACGUGGUGCUGGGGACGGCGAUCGUGAGCAUGUAUGGGCGGUGUGGCGAUCUCGUGGCGGCGCGCAGUGCUUUCGAGGCGAUCGCGGCCAAGAAUGUGGUGUCGUGGUCGGCGAUCAUCGCGGCAUACGCGCACAACGGGCGAUCGAUCGAGGCGCUGGGGCUCUUCCAGCUCAUGAACCUCGAGGGAGUUCUCCCGGUGGAGAUCACAUUCGUGAGCAUUCUCUCCUCGUGCAGCCACGCGGGGAUGAUCGCCGAUGGGAUGGAUCUCUUCGCCGCCAUGUCGCGAGAUUACGGCCUCGUCGCAGGCGCCGAUCACUACCCCUGCGUGAUCGAUCUUCUGGGGCGAGCUGGGUGGCUGGCGAUCGCGGAGGAGCUCGUCCACAAGAUCCCUAGCGCCGAAUCGUGGGCGACGCUGCUCGGUGCCUGCAAUCUCCACAGCGAUGCUGCUAGAUCGGGGAAAGCCGCGGGGAUUGUCUCCAGGAAUGAUCCACAGCGCGCCUCUCCGUACGUGGUUCUAUCUAGUACGGAGAGGGCAUUGACUGUGUUUUAGGGUUCUUGGCGGGGGAGGAGAGGUAGGCAGGCACUGGCACUGGCAAUGGCAAUGGCGCUGGCUCUGGCACUCGCGGCGCUGCUACUGGCGUCGAUUCGAUCGGCCGAUGCGCUCUCCAUGACGGUGUACAGGACCGAGUGCGUCCAGGAGCACGUCGAGUAUGCGAACGAUAUCGUCACGGGGAACUUCGUUGUGGUGGAUCACGAGAUCUUCUGGGCCUCGGAUCAUCCAGGGAUCGACUUUGUGGCCACUUCUCCGGCGGGAGUCAUUGUCUCUUCGAUCAGGGGGUCCGCUGGAGACAAGUUUUCCUUCACGGCUGCCAUGCCAGGGCUGUACAAGUUUUGCUUCCACAACACUGCUCCCAGCCCCGAGACUGUGGAUUUCUAUAUCCACGUUGGUCACAUUCUAAACGAGCACAACCUCGCUAAAGACGAGCACCUCAAUCCCGUACACGUAAAGAUUUCGCAGUUGAAGGAGGCCCUGGAAUCACUAAUGGCAGAUCAGCACUACCUCAGAUCGCGAGUGGAGCGGCACCAUAACACGAACAGGAGCACUCAAAAGAGGCUCCUUUUCUACACUAUUGGCGAGUACCUGGCCCUGGCCGCAGCCAGCGUAACCCAGGUUCUCGUCCUAAAACACUUGUUCAAUAGGAAGAUUGGCUACACCAAACUGUGAGAUGUUAGAGAUAAUCGUGAAUAAGACAUAAGGUGAAACUUUGUGUCUGGGACGAUUCUUUGGUUUUGUUUCUUUCCUACUAUUCAUGCAGGCGUGAACCAACUAAUGGUGUUUUGGUAUCUCUCGUGCUGGAGCCAUCAGGUUUUGUGGUACGGAGAAGAUUUCUAUAUGAUUCAACAGCCGUGGGCAUCGUCUCAGCGUGAGCCGAGUCAGCAGUCGCAAGUGGGAGGCUCGGGCGUACGAGUUCUUUUCACGCAACGGAAACCAUCCUCAGCGAGUGAGUGAUUGAGGGAGCUGCAAAGGGAGCGUUGGCUGGUGGGUGGAUAUCACAUUGAAGUCCAGGUUCCUGUACUUUGAUGGGAGAAUGCAUGCAUUUUGGACUGAUAGGUGUGUUUGUGAUCGUUUGGCUGUAGCAGCAGGGAAAGGUUCGACUGCCGCUGUCGAAACCAAAGCAAGAUAGAGCAGUUUUUGACGCGUUCGGCUCGGCUCGCUGGGAUGAGAGGAAGAUCAGCAAGGGAAAAAAGAGAGCGAGAACAAAAGAAGCUGGAGCCCGCCAGAGGAAGAACACCCAACGGAGCUUGUCAACAAAGCGUAAAAUGGAUGCUGGAGGACGCGAGCAGUUUCGUCGCUUGCAUUGUCGGACAAGCGUCGAGAGAUCCGGUACGAGCACUGAGAGAAUUUUGUCUUGGACGAGGACUAAAAAGAGAGCGGUGGAAUCAUGGCGAGAGACUUACAGGGCCAAUCGAUCGAUCGCGCCAUCCAUGGACGUUGUUCGUCGAGGAGCGAUUACGUCGCCUUGGUGGCCACUGAAAGUCGUGGAGGAAGAAAGCUUUUUUACGCGGGUUU